Myotis davidii is the source of this 2658-nucleotide messenger RNA. It is a transcript of the gene ELAPOR2, whose product is annotated as KIAA1324-like ortholog. The transcript has 20 exons. The record is from RefSeq and is a predicted model, not a curated record. Bases 28 to 2658 code for a protein of 876 amino acids. Gene Ontology annotation, biological process: positive regulation of BMP signaling pathway. Lineage: Eukaryota; Metazoa; Chordata; Mammalia; Chiroptera; Vespertilionidae.
UCCUGUGCUUCUGGAGAGUAUCUAGAGAUGAAGAACCAGGUAUGCAGUAAGUGUGGUGAAGGCACCUACUCCUUGGGCAGUGGCAUCAAAUUUGAUGAAUGGGAUGAAUUGCCAGCAGGAUUUUCCAACGUUGCAACUUUCAUGGACACUGUACUUGGCCCUUCUGACACCAGGCCUGAUGGCUGUAACAACUCUUCUUGGGUCCCUCGUGGAAAUUACAUAGAGUCAAAUCGUGACGACUGCACCGUGUCUUUGAUCUAUGCUGUGCACCUUAAGAAGUCGGGUAAUGUCUUCUUUGAGUACCAGUACGUCGACAACAACAUCUUCUUUGAGUUCUUUAUUCAGAACGAUCAGUGCCAGGAGAUGGACACCACGGCGGACAAGUGGGUCAAGCUCACGGACAGUGGGGAGUGGGGCUCACAUUCUGUAAUGCUAAAGUCUGGCCCAAACAUACUGUACUGGAGAACUACAGGCAUCCUUAUGGGUUCUAAGGCAGUCAAGCCAGUGUUGGUAAAAAAUAUCACAAUUGAAGGAGUGGCAUACACAUCAGAAUGCUUUCCAUGCAAGCCGGGCACCUUCAGCAAUAAACCAGGUUCGUUCAACUGCCAAGUGUGUCCCAGAAACACCUAUUCUGAGAAAGGAGCCAAAGAAUGCAUAAAGUGUGCAGAGGACUCCCAGUUUUCAGAAGAAGGAUCUGGCGAGUGUAUGGAGCGCCCUCCCUGUACCACAAAAGACUAUUUUCAGAUCCACACUCCAUGUGAUGAAGAUGGAAAGACACAGAUAAUGUACAAGUGGAUAGAGCCCAAAAUCUGCCGGGAAGAUCUCACAGAUGCUAUUAGGUUGCCCCCUUCUGGAGAGAAGAAGGAUUGUCCACCUUGCAACCCUGGAUUUUAUAACAAUGGAUCAUCUUCUUGCCAUCCCUGCCCUCCUGGGACGUUUUCAGAUGGAACAAAGGAAUGUAGACCAUGUCCAGCGGGAACAGAGCCUGCCCUUGGCUUUGAAUACAAAUGGUGGAAUGUCCUUCCCGGCAACAUGAAAACCUCCUGCUUUAAUGUUGGGAAUUCAAAGUGUGAUGGGAUGAAUGGUUGGGAGGUGGCUGGAGAUCAUAUCCAGAGUGGGGCUGGAGGUUCUGAUAAUGAUUACCUGAUCUUAAACUUGCAUAUCCCAGGAUUUAAACCACCAACAUCUAUGACUGGAGCCAUGGGUUCUGAAUUGGGAAGAAUAACAUUUGUCUUUGAGACCCUCUGUUCUGCUGACUGUGUUCUGUACUUCAUGGUGGAUAUUAAUAGAAAAAGUACCAACGUGGUGGAAUCAUGGGGUGGAACCAAAGAAAAACAAGCUUACACCCACAUCAUCUUCAAGAAUGCAACGUUUACAUUUACAUGGGCAUUCCAGAGAACUAACCAGGGGCAAGAUAAUAGACGGUUCAUCAAUGACAUGGUGAAGAUUUAUUCUAUCACUGCCACUAAUGCAGUUGAUGGGGUGGCAUCCUCAUGCCGUGCCUGUGCCCUCGGUUCUGAACAGUCGGGCUCAUCGUGUGUCCCCUGCCCCCCAGGCGACUACAUUGAGAAAGAAACCAACCAGUGCAAGGAGUGUCCACCUGACACCUACCUGUCCAUACAUCAGGUCUAUGGCAAGGAGGCUUGUAUUCCGUGCGGGCCUGGGAGUAGAAGCACUCAGGACCACUCCGCUUGCUAUAGUGACUGCUUUUUCUACCACGAGAAAGAAAAUCAGAGUUUGCACUAUGACUUCAGCAACCUCAGCAGCGUGGGCUCGUUAAUGAAUGGCCCCAGCUUUACCUCCAAAGGAACAAAAUACUUCCAUUUCUUCAAUAUUAGUUUGUGUGGGCAUGAGGGGGAGAAGAUGGCUCUGUGUACCAACAAUAUAACAGACUUUACAGUAAAGGACAUGGUGGCAGGCUCAGAUGAUUACACGAAUCUGGUAGGAGCAUUUGUAUGCCAAUCAACUAUUAUUCCUUCGGAAAGUAAGGGUUUCCGAGCAGCUUUAUCAUCACAAUCCAUCAUUCUGGCAGACACAUUUUUAGGAGUGACAAUUGAAACCACAUUGCAAAAUAUUAAUAUAAAAGAAGAUAUGUUCCCAGCUCCACCGAGCCAAAUACCCGAUGUGCAUUUCUUUUACAAGUCUUCUGCAACUACAACAUCUUGUGUUAAUGGCCGGUCAACUGCGGUGAAAAUGAGAUGUAAUCCUACUAAACCUGGAGCUGGAGUGAUUUCAGUCCCCAGCAAGUGUCCAGCAGGCACCUGUGAUGGAUGUACAUUUUACUUCCUGUGGGAGAGUGCCGAAGCUUGCCCUCUGUGCACAGAGCAUGACUUUCAUGAGAUUGAGGGCGCCUGUAAGAGAGGAUUUCAGGAAACCUUAUAUGUGUGGAAUGAACCAAAAUGGUGCAUUAAAGGAAUUUCUUUGCCUGAGAAAAAAUUGUCAACCUGUGAAACAGUUGACUUUUGGCUAAAAGUGGGAGCAGGUGUGGGAGCUUUCACAGCUGUUUUGCUGGUGGCUCUAACCUGCUAUUUUUGGAAAAAGAAUCAGAAACUGGAGUACAAAUAUUCCAAGUUAGUAAUGUCAACAAACUCGAAAGAACGAUGGGACCUUACUGUGGGCUCCUACGUGAGUGACCCGGAUGAUUUGAUAGACACCUAA